AUGUCUUCCGACCUUCCAACAUCAUUCGCUAACGACCGAUCAACCUUCGAGGCCGCACUGAUGAGUCUCUUCUCCGGGCCGCCCGAAAAUGCCGAGUCUGAUUUCCUCAAGGUGUUCACUCCCACGUCCACGAUGCGCGCCGAUGACAGGAAAUUUGAUUUUGCUGCCUUUGUCGCCCAAAACCGCCGGGUCAGAGAACGGAAGCCCAAAGUCUCGAUUACGGUGACCCAGUUCCUUCGCGACGGAAAGCAGUUUGCCGAUAGGCAUGACUCCACCACAGAGUUGCCGGAUGGUACGUUUAUGGAGGCUGAGACUUUCAUGUUUGGCGAGGUUGCGGAGGAUGGGCGACUCGCUUGGAUUGUGGAAACGACUUGA
Molecule: messenger RNA, 375 nt
Organism: Clonostachys byssicola
Lineage: Eukaryota; Fungi; Ascomycota; Sordariomycetes; Hypocreales; Bionectriaceae
Source: the annotation of a GenBank genome assembly